This is a messenger RNA of Medioppia subpectinata, 1506 nucleotides long. The record is from the annotation of a GenBank genome assembly. Lineage: Eukaryota; Metazoa; Arthropoda; Arachnida; Sarcoptiformes; Oppiidae.
AUUGGAAAGCUAGGUCAGGGUAGGCUAGGUCAGAGUAGUGCAUUGGGUUUAUCAUAUCUGAUUGUAGAAAACAAUAUACAGGCCGAAAUUUUGGUGCCAUUUGUUGCCAGUCUUGCAAAUCCUUUUUCAGACGCUAUGCGUUUAAACAUAAGUAAUAAUGUUGAAUAUCAAUUGAUCGAUCUUAAAACAAACACAACAGACACAGCAUUAGUCCCGAUAUCCAAACCCCUCACCGAUUAUAACGGCUUAAAACAACUGGAGUUUCAACGCAUCUCUGAAGUGAUCACUGCGUCCACUAUAUCUACUAUUGAAAUACCGCUCGGAAUCGGAAUCGCAAACAAAAACGUGGAAAUGAUGAAUGAAAUCCAGAGAUCAAAUACCGGUGCUAUGAAAAAACAUUAUGAAUUAUGCGGACCUCUCCUUAUAGGUAUUGGAAAUGCAUUGGGUUUAUCAUAUCAGUUUGUCGUAAACUAUACAGACACAGCAUUAGUCCCGAUAUCCAAACCCCUCACCGAUUAUAACGGCUUAAAACAACUGGAGUUUCAACGCAUCUCUGAAGUGAUCACUGCGUCCACUGUUUUCAUGAGACCUUUUGACUUGGAAAUAAUGAGUGAAAUCCGGAGAUCAGAACCGAUGGACGUAAUGAUAGAAAAGAAAGUGAUCAAGAUAAUUAAAAUGUACCAAUAUGCAGGUCGAAAUUUUGGUGUGAUUUGUUGUGAGCCCUGCAAAGCAUUUUUUAGACGCAAUGCAUUUAAAGCAAAGCCAUUCAUUUGUGUAUUUAAUGACAAUUGCAUUAUAAGUGCGGACAACAGAAAUGACUGCAAAAAGUGUCGUUUGGAUAAAUGUUUUGCUCUCGGAAUGAAAUGCAAUCAAUCACAAUGCGAUACAAAUGAUGUACAAAUAAUUGGUUGCAAAGUAACUAAAAGACAGACAAACAAUGGGUCACACAAUUCACAUGAAAACAAUAUACAAAGUGAUGACAAUUAUGACAGUAAUGACAAUGAGAUUGUCCAACAAAUUGCCACAAAUAUAGUAAUCGGUAAUAAAGAGGGCUAUAAUUCCGAACUAAUCCCGAUAUCCAAACCCCUCACCGAUUAUAACGGCUUAAGACAACUGGAGUUAAGCCGUAUAUCGGAAGUAAUCGGCGCCACAAAGGUUUUCAUUGAACCGAUCGCUGAAAAUAAUUUGGAAAUAAAGAGUGAAAUUGAAUUAAAAGUUUUUGCUGAUCUCAUGCCUGAAGACCAGAUCUCGCUGUUUAAGUUCGGCAUUUGUCAAAUUGUUCACAUGAGACAACUCACACUCGAACAACAACUGUAUAUAUAUUUACUGCAAAGAUAUCUACUAUUGAAAUACCGCUCGGAAUCGGAAUCACAGACAAAAUUACAGAUAUUUAUGAAUUCACUAAAAGAUUUGGAUACUAUUCAUGAACUACAGAGAUAUGGAUCUCCCAGUAGUGAUUAUGAUUAUACCAGUCCUAUUGUUAGAGAAAUUUUUGACCUGGUAUAA